Messenger RNA from Linum trigynum, 898 nucleotides. The record is from the annotation of a GenBank genome assembly. Lineage: Eukaryota; Viridiplantae; Streptophyta; Magnoliopsida; Malpighiales; Linaceae.
GAAAUUAUCCUGCAUCCCCAUAGCCUUUUAAAUUACUUUUUUAGAAGCCUUUUAAAUUAGUUCGUGAUGCAUAACUUAAACAGAAGAACAAGUCCACCCCCCAAAAAUCAUAUGCCAAAUCUCAUAGUUCGCCGACCUCAGCACCUUGCUCAUGAACCGCAGCCUGGCUCCGUCGAUGCCGUAGUUCAUAUUGGUGCGCACGUUCAGCCCAUCGAACUGCGCGUAGAAGUAGCCGAGCUCGUCGGCCUGGUAGCUCUGGUCAUGCCUGGAAAUCACCGAUGUUGGGAUGGAAGCUUCGCCAAGAACUGCAGGUCGUUGAAGAAGCUGUCUUGUGGAUCUUGCAACUUCGGCGCCAAAGGUAUAAACGCCAUCCUUAACAACUCUGCAUCUCUAGAAGAACUGCCUGUGAAGAGGUUCUACAGAAGAACCCAACAGUGGAGAAAAGCGUUGGAUGGGAACCCGAAGAACCCAGCAGCAGCGCCACCGGGAGGGACCACCGCGCUCCGAUUGUCGACGAAGAAGCAGGAUGAGAGGGUAAGGAUUUCGAUGGAGCUGACGAAAGUCACGGCAGACGAAUAGGAGGAGUGGGGACGGAGUUCGCUGGAUGGGAACCCGAAGAACCCAGCAGCAACGCCGCCGGGAGGGAUCGCCGUGCUUUGAUUGUCGGUGAAGAAGCUCGAUGAGAGGGAAAGGAUUUCGAUGACGCUGACGAAAGCCACGACAGACGAAUCGGAGGAGUGGGGAAGGAGUUCGAUUGCCUUCCUCUUUCCUCCUAGUCUGAAACCCUGAUUUCAACAGCAAUUUAUAUAUCUCAACCUAGAAAAUCAAUCCAGUCCACAAAAAUCAAUUCAAUCUCUGAUUCACCGAAGCUCUAAUUAAAUAAAUAACAAGAAUGAUG